CACACGGCUAUGGUAUACCCUUACAAACUACUAACACUAGCGCUUUGUUCAACAUGGCUCAAUGGCUGUCUUUGCGCUGAGUAUUCCUUAAAAGUAACCACAGGAAGUUCACUUGGAGCGGGGACGGACGCAAACGUGCUCAUAAAGAUCAUCGGCACAAGGGGUACUACCGCUGAACAUAAGCUGGAGGGCUCAGGAGACGCUUUUGACAGAGGAAAUACUGCCCAGUUCUCCUUCAAGGACGCCGCUGACGUUGGAGACAUCACAGCCAUAUCACUCAAAAGAGACGAAGCUGGUUGGUUUCCCAAGUGGCAGCUCGCUCGUGUAAGUAAAGCUGACUCAUUCCUUUUGGCAAUUUUUUCUAUACUGUUAAAAGUUUAUAUCCAAUCAGUUAACAGCUCACUCCUUUAUUACUUAAUAGUCUUCUAGAUCAGUCGCUGACCAAAAAAACCAACGGGCGAAAAAGUCACGCCGGCACUAUAUCUAUUUUAUUUAAUACACCAUAUUAUCUACAUUGCUUCUUUUUUAUCGAUAAAUACUAAAAUUGUUUAUUACAAUUGUAGCGUAGUCUUGCAUUUUACACUAACGUCUUUACCUCACCUCACAUGCAGCGAGAUUCAUUUGGUCCAGAGAAAGGAUUACAAAAUUUUAAUGACAGAACUGACUAUCAGAGAGAUUUGCAACAAGCUGAGGAAGUUUAACGAAUGCCAUGUUCUUCUGAAAGUGAUUUAAAGUUUUUGAAGCUUAAGUAACACUGACGUCUGAAGGUCUUAAAUUUUCAAAGAUUUAAUGUACAAUGGGAGCUGAUCAGGAGUUUGUAAGUCAAGAAACUGGUGAAAGCGACUUUAUACAAGAACAACUUUGCCACAAACAGUGUUCUGGUUAUUUCGUAUUCAAAAAGUCUCUUCUCUACUUACUGAAGGUUCUGUUGAAGGAAAGCAGUUCUCGGAAAUGGUUGCUGUUUGAGCACAAUGAUUGGACUGAACCAAACGAGUGGUUUACAAUUCAAGGUAUCCUAGGUCUAUAAACUCACUUACCCUACCUGAAUGUAGAAUUUGAUCGCUGAUGAAUCACAAAUUAUUUAACCGACAAAUGAAGAAGCCUAAGCCUUGUAUUACACUGUGAUAAAACACGACGAGCAUUUGAGAACACGAGGAAAAUAUAGAAAACACGAACCGCAGGCACGGUGUUUUCUUAAUUUCUCGAGUCUUCUCAAAUGCCCGGAGUGUUUUAUCACAGUACAGUAAACGCGGCUUAGGCUUCUUUAUUUGCUUUAUGACGCAGCUAGUACCACUUAAGUGCUACAUGCCUCGUCUUAAAAACUUUCUGCUGCUUCGCAGAGAACUCGGUCACAAAUUUCUUCAAAGAAAAUGUUUUUCGCCAUCUCUAA
Orbicella faveolata is the source of this 1390-nucleotide messenger RNA. Its product is annotated as chymotrypsinogen A-like. The record is from RefSeq and is a predicted model, not a curated record. NCBI's taxonomy places the organism in Eukaryota, Metazoa, Cnidaria, Anthozoa, Scleractinia, Merulinidae.